Fraxinus pennsylvanica is the source of this 381-nucleotide messenger RNA. Lineage: Eukaryota; Viridiplantae; Streptophyta; Magnoliopsida; Lamiales; Oleaceae. The record is from the annotation of a GenBank genome assembly.
AUGGCCUACAUCCAACAAAUAUGUGCCUCUUUUUCCCUUAUUGCAUGCCUUCUAAUUCUAUACACUGAAGGAAGGCAACUAAAAGCAUUCCAUAAAGAAUCUCCCCCGUCAACUACACCGAAUCAAAGUAACAAAUUUGGCAGAUAUGAUGCGACGAAUAUAAAUGAUUUCCGACCUACAGCACCAGGAACCAGUCCUGGUAUUGGCCACUCUUUUUCAGAACAAAAAGAACACAUCCAACAUAAAGCUCCAAGUUUCACAUCUAGUACUGUUAGCCACACUGUUGCAGGAACUAAAGAUGAUUUUCGACCCACGGGACCAGGCCACAGCCCUGGUGUUGGUCAUUCUUUCCAGAACGUGAAAAAAGGAUCAAAUGCAUAA